Dufourea novaeangliae is the source of this 1869-nucleotide messenger RNA. RefSeq names its product E3 ubiquitin-protein ligase SIAH1-like. Gene Ontology annotation, molecular function: ubiquitin protein ligase activity; ubiquitin conjugating enzyme binding; zinc ion binding. Gene Ontology annotation, cellular component: cytoplasm. The transcript is spliced from 5 exons. Lineage: Eukaryota; Metazoa; Arthropoda; Insecta; Hymenoptera; Halictidae. The record is from RefSeq and is a predicted model, not a curated record. Bases 484 to 1323 code for a protein of 279 amino acids. Gene Ontology annotation, biological process: proteasome-mediated ubiquitin-dependent protein catabolic process; multicellular organism development.
UGUCUGGCCAAGUGAAUUCGCGAUGUAGCCUCUUUCAUAGUCGAUUUCAUCGCGUUCGCGUUUAUUCAUCAUCGAUGCACCGAGAAGUGUCGGGAGCAUUUCGUGCAACAUUCUCCAAAUUCGAGUCGCAUGAAAUCUCCUGUUGUUGUUCUCGUAACAACGAUCGUCUGCCGUUGUGUCAUCCUUUGCCGUUGUGCAGCACGACGUUUUCAUUCUCGUUUAGUAUCUUCGUUGUCAUCGUUAUCAAGUGCCUUCUCUCUCCCUCUCUCUCGCACUCUUGACUCACUACUUUCCGAUCUGAAUCGCGCGAAACUCAGCGUACGCAACCAGUGACGUACUAAUACAAUUUGUCAAUCCAAAUUCCGAUAUGAGGCGGAUGAUUCAUUCCAGAAUGCACUGCAUUUAAUAAACAUCUUUAAUAUAAAAAAAUUUUAUUGUCAACAACAGCAAAGCGUGAUUUGGUACACAGAAUAAAAGGAAAAGAUGUCCCAAUUAAGUAUUAGUACAGGAAAGAGAGGGAGGAGUGUUGCAAGCUCCUCUGCAUCUACUGUAUCAUCUCUAAGUAGUUCAACUGACUUAGCAAGCCUGUUUGAAUGUCCAGUUUGCUUUGAUUAUGUUCUUCCACCGAUUCUACAAUGUCAGAGUGGACACCUUGUUUGUAGCACAUGCAGACCAAAGCUUAACUGUUGUCCUACCUGUAGAGGUCCAUUAGGUAAUAUCCGCAACCUGGCCAUGGAAAAAGUGGCGGGCAAUGUAAUGUUUCCUUGCAAAUAUUCAACAAGUGGAUGCACAGUCUCUUUAGUGCAUACGGAAAAGGCAGAUCAUGAAGAUGCAUGUGAAUUCCGUCCAUACAGUUGUCCUUGUCCAGGUGCUUCUUGUAAAUGGCAAGGAUCUCUUGAACAAGUAAUGCCACAUCUUCUCAUGAGUCACAAAAGUAUUACGACUCUUCAAGGAGAGGAUAUUGUUUUUUUAGCAACCGAUAUCAAUCUUCCCGGUGCAGUGGACUGGGUAAUGAUGCAGUCCUGUUUUGGUCACCAUUUUAUGCUAGUGCUUGAAAAACAAGAAAAGUAUGAUGGACAUCAACAAUUUUUUGCAAUUGUUCAACUAAUUGGCUCGCGGAAGCAGGCAGAAAAUUUUGCUUACCGACUAGAAUUAAAUGGACAUAAAAGACGCCUGACAUGGGAAGCUAUGCCACGUUCUAUUCACGAAGGAGUUUCGUCUGCAAUUUUAAAUUCAGACUGCCUCGUGUUCGACACGUCUAUUGCGCAAUUAUUUGCCGAUAAUGGAAAUCUAGGAAUAAAUGUUACAAUUUCCAUGGCAUGAGGAAAGCUGGAAAAAGCGGUGUAAAAUCUUUUAAAUGUCUCGAGCAGUCUCUGGAUUGUAACUUCAUCUACGUACUGAGGAUUGCCCGUUAUGUACAUAUAGCAUUUUUUACGUUACCACAGAUAAAUAUUAGCAAUACGGAUGUUAGGAAACGUUUGGAAUGUGUUGAUGAAGCACAGCAAUCAAACGCUCAGUUACAGGACCUCUCUUUAGAAGCUUUAAAGUGUACUUGUAUGUGAUAUUAACACUACAAUACGAAUACAAUAAACAACUUUUCUGUAUAUUUAUGCUGACUUUAAAGCUUUUACACUGGGUAAAGCAUCGACUCCAAAAAGUACCUGACACCGAUUGCAUACUGACGUCACGUUCUUUUAGUCACUUCUUACAGAACCAGUUUUUACAGAAAUAAUCUUUUUAAAUUUGAAGCUUUUUAUGAAAGGCGUAUUCUUCAUAAAAGUAACAGUAUAUUUUAUAAAAACGAAUAGUUUUUAUCGAGAGAUCUGUCUUGAUCUGUUUACAUACAAUAUGGCAAUGCAAAGAAACUUA